AUGUUCCAGUUCCACAAGGAUGAAACUGCGAGAAGCAUCGAGUGGAAUCCAUUGGGGUUCCAGUUUAUCGAGGCUUGGAGUUUCCCUAACGUAAAUGAGGUGUCAUCUUGGAACUUUCGCUAUGGAUGCUUGGAAAACUCGCAACUCAAAGCAUGGCUGCAACAGACGGGAGACUUCUCGGUCCCUAAUUACCCCCUUUCUGAAGAGCCGAAUGGGGGGAUUAGAUUACUGAUAUGCAACUACACUUUAUUCGAGCGCGCCUCGCUCGGAAUGUCCCCCGAGCAGUACGGUUUAGUGGAAGCAAUGCUUGGACUUCAUCCAGCCACCCUAUCAGCCCUUGAAGUAAGUGGUGGGGUCUUCUCGCGUUACUCCAGGUCUACAGGGCAGCAGGGAGAUCGAACAUCUAUUAUCCUCAAAGCCCCUCAGAAGUACGAGAUCGCCAAUUACAUGCUUUCUCUCACGCAUGAUACUACAUCACAAUGGACCACAGCUCUCCUCGCGGGCGAAGACAUCAUCAAUCGAUUUCCAUCAAUGGAUGACUAUGGUUCCGAACUGCCAUUCAGAUGUCAAUUCCCCGGCAGAACUAUCCAGACCAGUCUUGCCCAGUCUCCUGAAAUGUGGACCAAUCCUCUCACAUUGCCAUGCAUCGUUCUCACCGAUCACCUGAAGCGAUUACAACAAUAUUGCGCAGGACCUCUGACCCAACAGGUCAUGGUGAUCGAAGAGCAUCUUGGCGUCACCACAGUGGGCCGGAGGAACCAGGUGCCACGUUUUCGGGGGUCAGCAAAUAGAAGGCUUCAAUCUAAAGAUGCAGAUGUUUUAAACUUGGGAAUACCCGUUGAUAGAUCCCAGACGCAUUUUCUUACGGUUUCCAUUAACUCGAAACUAACAAGUAUACUGUUUACGAGGCGCUCUCCGAAGUGGAACUAUGAGGCGUCACAGUUUCUAUUAAACAUCAUAAAUGAAUCUCCUGGAGAAUGGUGCGGCCAGCAUUUGCGCGACAACCAAAUAAGAGAAUUAAUCGAGCACAAUAUAUGCCUCGCCAAAUCCAUCGAGGACCAUGUGCUGUGCCUUCAGUCUCGGAUGGAGCUUCAGCUCGAUGUGUUGUACAGUUUCGUGGCCCAGUCGGAUAAUCGACUCAACGCACGCCUCGCCGCAUCGACGGGGAGGGACAGUACUUCCAUGAAGAUCUUAGCAUUUAUCACGACUAUAUUUCUUCCGGGAACAUUUAUCGCGACUUUGUUCUCCAUGGACAUGUUUGACUGGAAAAGCGUCCCUUCCGAUGGCAGCUCAGCAGUGUCAUCUCAAUUUUGGAUCUAUUGGGCAACAGCAGUCCCGCUCACAGCAGUGACUCUCGGAGGCUGGGCACUCUGGUGGAACUUUGAGAAGCACAGGUAUGAUGUACAUAUAAAGGGGGCGGUGCAUAGAGCAGACAGGCCCUACAAGUCGUGGUGGCGGAAAAGGUGA
Molecule: messenger RNA, 1467 nt
Organism: Aspergillus pseudotamarii
Lineage: Eukaryota; Fungi; Ascomycota; Eurotiomycetes; Eurotiales; Aspergillaceae
Exons: 5
Coding region: 1-1467 (488 amino acids)
Source: RefSeq, a predicted model, not a curated record